Molecule: messenger RNA, 2207 nt
Organism: Oenanthe melanoleuca
Lineage: Eukaryota; Metazoa; Chordata; Aves; Passeriformes; Muscicapidae
Gene: TAMM41
Product: TAM41 mitochondrial translocator assembly and maintenance homolog
Exons: 8
Coding region: 86-1099 (337 amino acids)
Biological process (GO): CDP-diacylglycerol biosynthetic process; cardiolipin biosynthetic process
Cellular component (GO): mitochondrion
Molecular function (GO): phosphatidate cytidylyltransferase activity
Source: RefSeq, a predicted model, not a curated record
GCCUCUCCUGCCGCCGCGGGCGGGCGCGCCGGGCCGAGCCGGGCCGGGCCAGGCCGAGCCGGGCCGCGCGGGCCCCCCCGGGGCCAUGGCGCUGCCCGUGCUGUCCAGCUCGGCCGUGAAGUUCCGCCGGGUCCUGGCGCAGUUCCCGCAGGAGCUCAGCCUGGCCUUCGCCUACGGCUCGGGGGUGUUCCGGCAGGCGGGGGCCUCGGCCGAGCGGGGCGAGACAAAUAUGCUGGACUUUGUGUUUGCUGUUGAUGAUGCUGUGGCCUGGCAUAUGACGAACUUGUUGAAGAACAGGAGCCAUUAUUCCUUCCUUAAAUUUUUUGGGCCCAAAAAGAUAAGUACCAUACAGAAAUAUGGAGCAGGAAUUUACUACAACACCUUAGUGCCAUGCAAUGACAGGAUGAUAAAAUAUGGAGUAAUUAGCACUGAUGCCCUGAUUGAGGAUUUGUUUCACUGGAAAACUCUCUAUGUGGCUGGGCGCCUACAAAAGCCGGUGAAAAUCCUGGCCCAGAAUGAGAACAGCAGGCUGCAAGCUGCUCUUGUCAGCAACCUGAAGAGUGCAGUGACAGCAGCCUUCCUCAUGCUGCCAGAGAGCUUCUCUGAAGAGGAGCUUUACAUGCAGAUUGCAGGACUCUCCUACUCAGGUGAUUUCAGAAUGAUAAUAGGAGAGGACAAAUCCAAAGUGCAGAACAUAGUGAAGCCCAACGUUGCCCAUUUCCAGAAGCUGUACAGUACCAUACUCCAGGACUGCCCUCAAGUGGUGUACAAGCACCAUCUGGGGAGGCUUGAGAUUGAUAAAAGUCCGGAAGGUCAAUUUACACAACUUAUGGCUUUACCAAAGACCCUGCAACAAAAGAUAACUGCUCUGGUAAGCCCUCCUGGAAAGAACAGAGAUGUGGAAGAAAUUUUACUGCAAGUUGCCCAUGACCCUGACUGUGGAUUUGUGGUGCAUCAAGGCAUCUCAGGAAUUGUGAGACCCUCCAGUAUAGUGCAGAGUGCUAAAACCAUCCUGACAGCUGGGGCAAAGAAAUCUAUAACUUACAGUUUGAAGAAAUUAUAUAAGAUGACAAAGGGAGGGUUAAAGAAGACAUCUUGAGUCUUUACAUACUGUGUAUGGGUAAAUAAAUGGUACUUUUUCAUUAAAUGUUUUGCAGAUGUGACUUUGCAUACUUGAGAAGAUUACAGUGUAUUUAAGAAGUCAGUUCUGAUGAUUUACAUGCCCAGUUUUCUUAAUGAAAUAGGAACUGUUUUAAUGGGAGGUUUGUUGGCAAUAGGGCAAAGGAAUUAUACUCUGUAAAUACUGAAAUGAAUUUUCCUGUAUAUUUUGAAGAACCUUAAGUAUAAAAGAUUGAUUGUACAGAGGGAUUAAAACCCAAAGUCACUCAUUUUCUUUGUGUUGGUAACUGUACUUCCCAAAAUACCCUCAGAGUUUCUUCAAAAUAAUCAGUAUCCCAGAUGUAGUUCUUUCAAGGAUUUACAGGACUGGAGAAUCCACUGAGUUUUCAGUAGAUAUGAAACUGUCCUCUGACAUUCCUGCCCUGAGAAGUUCAUCCUGGAAUUCCUCUGAGGAUGCUCCCUGUGACAUCUUGAACCCUAAAAAUUGACUUUCAGUGGGGGAGAGGGACUAGAGCAGCUUGGCAGGUAUCCCAUCCUUUAAUAAGAAUAUCUAAUAAUAUUGAUAAAUAAGGAUAUUUAAUAAUAAUGAAAUUCUCUGUCCUCUCAUGGGGCUGAGAUGAAAAGUGCCCAAUCCAUGGGCAUUGAUUGUCACAAGGGCCAGAGUUGGAAGGAAAAUCAGAAUUCCAUGGAUCUGUUUGGGCAAACUUGUAAUAUGAUAAACAAAAGCACAGAUUGUUUGAUUCUUUGAUUAUCUUUUUUUCCUUUAAAAUACUUCCCAGAAAGAUGGACCUUGAACUUCCUUUGAAUUAGCUAACUAAAGAGAACUGGAGUUUUACAUGACUUAUUUACAUUAAUCAUGCUGUGAAAGAAUGGGCACUGCUGGCAGUAUCCAUGUCUGGUGCAGUAAAUUGGGAGGAUCUUUUGGAAAUAGAAUAUUUUUCACACUGACUCUGGUGGGUUUGCUAAUUUGGGAAAUUUUCCUUAAUAGAAAUAAAUUCAGCCAAGGUUUCCUUUUCCGUGUGAGAAUAUCAAUGAUAAAAGUAGUAAUGGAAAAAAAAGGAAAUAAAAGGUAUCUUUCCUGAUCAGCA